Molecule: messenger RNA, 3060 nt
Organism: Nezara viridula (southern green stink bug)
Lineage: Eukaryota; Metazoa; Arthropoda; Insecta; Hemiptera; Pentatomidae
Source: the annotation of a GenBank genome assembly
AUGCAUUCCUUAGUUACCACUGUUUACCUUGGUAACACACUUUAAAAGUGUUUUAUUUGCCUUGUGUUCUUGUUAUCUUGUUAUUUACUUUCUAUUUUUACAUAUUUUUAUGGCAGUCCCCAAUCCCCUACCUAGAAGGAAAUCUAAAGGAAAUGCAUUUGCCAGUGACAGCACUGACCAGGAAGGAUCCUUUCCUAGACCUCAAAGCAAGUCAGGGAUUCAGCUUGUCCAUAAAGCAGAAGUGCACACUUCUGUUGGUAGUAAUUCAGCAUCUAGUGAGAAUAAUUUAGCUGCAGAUAAAAAGAAAAAAAGACUCCGAAGGAAGUCUACUUUUUCAGUUUCAAAAAAGAAAAUACUGAAAUCUGAGGAAUCAUUAAAUAAUGCUGGUGACAUAGAAAUCCAAAAUAUUAAUGAGAAUGAUGGAGGGAAUCAGAAAAAUGGAAAUGAAACUUUUAGUGACAAAUCUUCUAGUCCUUCUUCAAACAAAAUUAAGCUUAUUCCUUUAUUGGAUUCUAAUAAAAAGAAAAAGCCAUCAGGAUAUGCUACAGAAACUCUUAGCGAUGAAUCUGAAUCAGAAAAGAUCUUCGUUAAGCCAUUGGUACCUCCCAGAUCCAAAAUACCAUUGAAAGUAUCAGACAAUAGUAAUAAUAAUUCAUUUAAUACAAACAUACCUAUUAAUGUUAAGCCACUAGAAAUUGAGAGCUCAGAAAAUAAUAUGGAAAUUAAAAGUAACCAUUCAGCUUCCAGUUACAAUUCUCCUCCCCUACCACUUCCGAGGAAGACAUUAAACAAAUCAGUUGAAAAUUUAGUUACAGCAGAAAGUAAUAAAAGUAUUCAUGGUUCUCCUCAGAGCUAUUGUACAAGCUCUUCAUUAGAUUAUAAGGACACUGGUACUCUUCCAAAACAAAGGCUAAAGAAACAUAAAAAGAAAAAAAAAUUAAAAGAUUCAAAUUCUGAGGAUACUACUCAAAAUUCUCAUGUAGAAAAGAAUGAGAAUAUAUCUGAAAAGUCAUCACCUAUAAACAGCAAAAUUCUGAAAUCUGCUAAAAAAAAUGAGCUCAUUUGUAUUACAAUUCAUCGGUGUGAACCAUUACAAAUUAAAGAUAUCACAACCAAACCCUUUGUCCGGAUUAUGAUUAUGGAUAUAGAAAGUGGAAAACAAAAAAUAAACAGUAAAGGAGAAGCUAUUGAAGCUGUUGUCACACAAACUUAUGAUUAUACAUUUCAGAGGUCGUCAACACCUCGUUGGGAAGAAGAUUUGAUCAUCCCAGAGCCUCUGGAUAUUUUAAAAAAUCCUAAUACAAUUUUAUUAAUUGGUAUUCUGGACGAAGAAAAAAAUAAAGUUUUAGCCUGGGGAUUUUUAAAACUUAUUGCUGCCAAUGGGGCCAUCAACAUUGGUAAGCAGCUUCGUUUGCAGUUGUUGAAGCCACCUGGAAAGUCUGUUAAAGAUAAUUUAUCAUCUCAGAUGUUUAUGUGGUGGAAAAAUGGGGGUCACAAAAACUACAAGAGCACGCUUUUUGUGACUGUCAAUGGGAUUUCUGAAAAUAUAGUAAUCCAGAAUAAUGUUGAUGAUCCUAACAAGACUGUGGUUAAAAUAACAACACCUGAGAAAUCUGUUGCACAAAUCAUAUCUGAGAAAGAAGAUGGAGAUUUGGAAGAUGUGAGAUGGGGGAGACUGCCUAGCUUGUCAUGCAAAUUGCCCAACAAGUAUUUAGCAAAGCUUCCUGCUGGUCCCGAUGGUAGUCUAGCGAUAGCCUACUCGCAUUCUGGUCUCUUUCUUGCUUCUGCUAACAAGCUUUCUGUUUGUAUAUAUACCUUCAGAGGACGCCUUCAUCUUUCUUGUAGAGGCCACCAUGGUCUAGUAUACAGUUUGAAAUGGUCUUCUAAUGAUAAGUAUCUCCUCUCUGUGUCUGCUGAUACAUCUGCUUGUGUUUGGGACAUUAGUAACAAAAUUGUUACUCCUAUUCAGAGUGUUUCCCAUCCAAGUUAUGUAUAUUCAUGUGCCUGGCUCGAUAAUAAUACUUUUGUAACUGGUUGCUUUGAUAAUGAUAUUAGAAUUUGGAAAGUCAGUGUGAAUAAAGUAUAUCAACAAGCAUCUCAUCACAAAGGGAAAAUAAACACCCUUUUAUCCUACGAUAAUUACCUUAUCUCAGGUGACAGCAUUGGUGAAAUUUGCAUUUGGAAUUGGAAUUCUGGAGGAAAUCUCGAGUUUGAGAGAAGUUUAGUUGUUCGUGAAAUAAAGGGGAAAGUAAUUAACAAAUUAUCUCUUCAUCCUGGUAAAAAAAGACUUCUUGUGCAUACAAGAGAUUCAGUUUUAAGGAUGGUGGACAUUUCUACAGGCUCGGUGCUCCAUUGGUUUCAGGGACUUGUAAAUACGAAGUUGAGAGAAGACAGUACUUUCUGCGGUUGCGGCUCUUUGGUUCUCGCCUGGUCCGAAGAUUCCACCCUUUGUGUCUGGGACUCGAACACUAGCGCACAAGCAGCGAUAUACCCCAACCUCAUUCCAGAUUCCCAGCCAGGAGUUAUUGAUUUUCAUCCUCGAGACCAUAUGAUGGCUGUAUCGGCUCACUCUUCGGUUACUCCUGUUUUAUCUAUCCUUGUCUAUGACAGAUUAUCAAAUGGUAGAGAAGUUGGUCUGGUGCCACUGACAGGAAGCAUCAGUGCUAUUUCUAUGAACUCUGAUCGAUCAUCAGGCCAUUCUUCUGACAGAUCUUCAGAGUCAACUCCGAAAAAGAAAGAAGGGCUCCUGAAAAUUCUUUUAGGAUCCAAGAAGAAAGUCAAAAAGGAAAAUUCCAAUCUACCUUUUGCAGAGAAUUCAUUCACAGAUUUUGCAAGGCUGUCAAGUGGUGCAUCAAGGCAACUAGACUUCACUGAUACAGCUCCAAAAGAAAGUAGACUUGGAGAUAUUAUCAAGCGGAUGGAUAAGAUUCUAAUUUCUGUAUCUAACAAUAGUUCUCUGUAUACAUCAUAGCCUACUUAGGUUUUUUAUUAUGGAGAGUGAACUGUCAUGUAAAGAUGUAUAUUAUUUUAAAAUAAAUUUAUAACAAAGCUCUACUAAUU